Messenger RNA from Doryrhamphus excisus (bluestripe pipefish), 3303 nucleotides. RefSeq names its product aquaporin-4-like. Gene Ontology annotation, molecular function: water channel activity. The record is from RefSeq and is a predicted model, not a curated record. Gene Ontology annotation, cellular component: plasma membrane; basolateral plasma membrane. Gene Ontology annotation, biological process: water transport; transmembrane transport. Lineage: Eukaryota; Metazoa; Chordata; Actinopteri; Syngnathiformes; Syngnathidae.
ACAACAGAUGUUUUCAUGCGCAGGAGGUGUUGCUUCCCCUGCCACAUGCCACACCGUCCCCGCCGGCUGCCAUCUUGCUUCGCCGGUGCCAUGACCGCCUUUAAGGGCAUCUGGACUCAGGAGUUCUGGCGCUGCGUUGGCGCAGAAUUCUUGGCCAUGCUCUUCUUUGUCUUGAUGGGCCUGGGCUCCACCAUCAAUUGGGGGGCCGCUGAAGGGGACCCCCAGGUCCCUGACUUGGCACACAUCUCGCUGUGCUUCGGCUUGACCAUCAGCACCUUGGUUCAGUGCUUCGGUCACAUCAGCGGUGCUCACAUCAACCCGGCGGUCACGGCCGCCAUGGUGGUGACCCGCAAGCUGAGCGUGGCCAAGGCCGUGUUCUACGUGCUGGCCCAGUGCCUGGGCUCCAUAGUGGGGGCCGCCGUCCUGCAUGGGAUCACGCCAGCCUCAGUGAGGGGUAGCAUGGGCAUCACGGCGGUGAACAAGAACCUGUCAGUGGGGAACGCUCUGGUGGUCGAGAUCUUAAUCAGCUUCCAGCUGAUCUUCACCAUCUUCGCCACGUGCGACCACAAACGCAGUGACCUCAAGGGCUCAUCGGCAUUGGCCAUCGGGCUGUCGGUGUGUGUCGGCCACCUGUUUGCUCUUCCGUACACUGGUGCUAGCAUGAAUCCUGCUCGCUCCCUUGGCCCGGCUGUGAUCACAUGGUCCUGGGAGAACCACUGGGUGUACUGGGUGGGCCCGGCCCUGGGAGGGAGUGUAGCUGCUGCCCUGUACGAGUACCUGUUCUGUCCAGACCUGGAAGCCAAGAAACAAUACUCUGACAGCUUCAUCAAGACACCCUUCAUGGGCUCCAAGCAGCGUCAGGACUCGGUCACGGCUCAGGAGCCGCUCUUUGGCGCCAUGGAAGCUGAGCGGGCCGAGAGGAAGGAGCGGGGCAGGGAGCGGGAGGUCUCCGGGGAGGUUCUGUCAUCUGUAUGACUAGACAGGAAGCGGGUCCAGGUCUGCAUUGCUGAGACAACACUGGGUCUGAAGGAGACGGACCUGCUGUAGACAAUAUCAAGCAUUGAAAGGUACUUUGGUUUAAAGACUUGUAGAUUCAAAUAUGAUGGGUAUAUUCACUGUGUUGGAUGAAGCCGAUUGUUUGAGGGAGGCGUUUAUUAGUACAUUAGCUUGUGUAAGGUGUACAGCUUCAAUCCUCUAAUUCAGGGGUGCUCAUUAAGUCGAUCGCGAUCUACCGGUCGAUCGUGGAGGUGGUACUGGUCGAUCGCUGGUCGAUCGCGGCGUGACAUUAAAAAAAUAUCAUCCUAGCAUCAAUGCCGUCACUUGAUUGAUAUACAGGGCAGCCAUUCAGAUGACAACUGAAUGUUGCCCUUCGGGCGACCAAUCAAAUCAAACAACGUCUCUAAGUGCAGCAGAACUUACGAUGUCAGCCUAUCAUCCAUCCCCGUUACUUGAUUGACAUACAGGACAGCCAAUCAGAUGACAACUGAAUUUUGACCUUUAGGUCACCGCUCAUGCGUAAACAGCGAUGCAAAGUGCUAAGCUAGUCGGCGAAUUGCGAGAUUUUAAGCCCUCGCUAAAGUUUAUGGUCACUAAAAUGAGUGAAGGAGUUGGACCAAGUAAAAAGGCAAAAACUGGACCAAGUAAAAAGGCAAAAAACAUAUCACUUCCAUACGGAUAUGGAAUAUUAUACGGAUAUUAUGAUACGGAUAUUAUCCAUGACUGAUAAACAUUUGGAAGUGUGCUUGAGGCUGGCUAUCAGCAGCUACUGUCCGGACUAUGCAUCCCUGGCUGGUUCAAUUCAGUGCAAGUCAUCAAAGUAAACUCAGGUAAUUACAAAAAAUGUUAAUAGUUAAUUAUGUGUGUUUUGCAAUAUUGGCUCAUUUGGUUAUGUAAGGUACAUCAACAUACAUUGUACGUACAAAUAAUCCUCAAUACAUUUGAAAAUAAAUAGAUGUUUUGCAUUUUUGUAGUGGGUAGAUCAUUUUGACUCGGUCAUUUUAAAAGUAGCUCGCAUGCUGAAAAAGUGUGAGCACCCCUGCUCUAAUUGGACUGAAGAAACCAGUAUAGAAAGAUCUCUCUCAGGGUUUUAUCAGUUGGCACAAAUGGUCAUAAAUUAUGACACAUUUUUAAUUAAUCAUAUUAUUUAACUCAAUGUUUUGCCUAGAAUUACUAAAAAAUAAUUCAUUAAUGGGUGUUAGCAUGGGUGGUUAGCAUGUUGGCCACACAAUCGGAAGUUCUAGACAAUGUGUGGAGUUUGCAUGUGCGUGGGUUUUCUCCGGAUACUCCGGUUUCCUCCCACAUUCCAAAAACAUGCUUUAUUGGCGACUCCAAAUUGUCCAUAUAGGUAUGAAUGUGAGUGUGAAUGGUUGUUUGUCUAUAUGUGCCCUGUGAUUGGCUGGCGACCAGUGCAGGGUGUACCCCGCCUCUCACCUCUGGGAUAGGCUCCAGCAUACCCGCCACCCUAGUGAGGAUAAGCGGCAUAGAAGAUGGAUGGAUGUAUUGCAUAUGUUUAUGAACGUGUACAAUGUUUUGUCACAUGUAAUGCUUCAUUACAACCAGCAGGUGUCACUAUCGGCCUGACUGUAACAUCAGCGUAGGACACUAACACAUUGACAAUUUGUUGACCCAGUGCCAGGGUCAAACUGGCCAUCAUUAAAUGUACAGGCCAUGUUUUAAGUCGCAUUUUAACAUUCUUAAGUGUCAAAAAGAAGUUAGGCCUUUUGGGGUUUAACAUCGGCUUCAUUGUAGAGCAGAGGUAGGGAACCUAUGGCUCGGGAGCCAGGUAGGGCUCUUUUGAUGACUGUAUCUGGCUCUCAAGCAUUUCUUACCACAAUAAAAAUGUAUUUUUGCUAGCAUUUUAAAGUAAACCAUGACAGAAAUGACUGUUAAAAAUAAUAUUAAAAAUCAACAACUUUCUUAUACAUUUUAAUCCGUCCAUUUAUUUUAUACUGCAAUACGGCCGACCAUAUCUAUCUUUCCUGAUGAUAUUUUCCAGGUCAAACACCAAAACGCGAUUAUUACUGGGUAAUGCGGUAGUCUACCUCGGUCAUUGAGAUGUCAACAUGUAAAUAUAAACUUUCCUCCUUUAGUCAAAUAGUCACCUAGCUAAAGCUGCAGAACCAAGCCUUCUGACGAAGAUGGCCAAAAGAAAGAAAUAUAUUUCUUUCUUUUGGCCAUCUUUCUAAACUUGAAACCCUCUUGCUAGGUGCUAGCAUGGUAGCCGUUAGCAUGUUAGCAUUUAAGCUACUUUACUCAUGUCUUCAGGCAAAUACACAUAUGGCAUGGUGUAGGGAGGUUAUAGGA